Mauremys reevesii (Reeves's turtle) is the source of this 1366-nucleotide messenger RNA. Its product is annotated as transmembrane protein 100-like. The transcript has 2 exons. NCBI's taxonomy places the organism in Eukaryota, Metazoa, Chordata, Testudines, Geoemydidae. The record is from RefSeq and is a predicted model, not a curated record. The coding region runs from base 59 to 535 and encodes 158 amino acids.
GAAGGUGCGAAGGGCUGGAGCAGGGGGCAGAGGGCAGGGUAAGGAGGACGGAGGGAACAUGGAAGAGGAAAAAGAAGUGAAGAACCCAAGCGCUCAAAAGGCCGCGGCCCCGGGCAGCUGUGAGAUAGGAGCUCGCCCCCACCCUCCCCCGCCUGCCAUGUCUGCCCCCCCGGCGCCGUCCGACCGCGUGACAGUGAACGUGGGCACGGAGGAGGUCCAGAUCCAGCUGUGCCCGGACCCACGUCUGGUGAGCACGACGACGGGCGGCGUGGAAGGCGCCUGCCACAGCUGCCUCCUGCCCUUCAGCGUGGUGGCGGCGCUGAUCGGGGUGGCGGUGACGGCCGUGGCCUACGCCCGGGACGCCCAGAGCUUGGUGCUGGGGGUGCUGGGGCUGUCCCUGCUGGGUGCCGGGGUGCUGGGCCUGGCCGGGAGCUACCUGGCCUACCGCUGCCGGGGCCGCAAGAUCAGGGGCUGGAGGCGCAGCAGCUUCACCCUGCUGGUGGGGGACCAGCAGCAGCAGAAGGCGGUGGUGUGAGAGUCCGAUCCGGGCCGGCGCGGGGCUCCAGUCCGGGUUUGGGCUCCAGUCCGGGUUCUGCCUCUAUCCCAACUCCGAUCCGAGCCGGCGCGAGGCUCCAGUCCGGGUUCCGCCUCCAUCCCGACUCUGAUCAGGGCCGGCGCGGGGCUCCAGUCCGGGUUCUGGCUCCAUCCCGAGUCCGAUCCGGGCCGGCGCGGGGCUCCAGUCCGGGUUCUGGCUCCAUCCCGAGUCCGAUCCGGGCCGGCGUCGGGCUCCAGUCCGGGUUCUGGCUCCAUCCCAAGUCCGAUCCGGGCCGGCGUGGGUAUCCGGGCCGGGUUCUGCCACCAUCCACAGUCCCCUGGCUGAGCCAUCCUACCUCCUGCUGUAUGGGACCUGCCCUGCGUUGUGUGUCAUUGCCUCUGUACUGCAGAUCACGGGGGAUUCACCUUUAAACCCAACACUCCCUCGCCCAACUCCCCUGCAUACAGACAUCACAGCCUCCAGCCCUGCCUCAGACUCUGGUUGCAGCCCUCUUGCCGCAUGAAACUACAUGCCAAUGGGCCCAUCUAGCGUGGCAUCCGGCCUCCAGCAGCCACCGGCAUCUGCUGCUGUGGAGGAACGGCAUGAGACACCCCCGCCCCCCCUGCGCGAUUAUGGAAUAAUUCACCUGGAUACUGAGCUCCUGCCCUCGCUGAGAAUCCUGCGGCCAGGAGUUCCACAGGCUGGGCACAAAAAUAUCUCACCCUGAUCCAGUCUCCUCCCUGCUGCUGGCGGGCGGGUGGUGAUUUAAAGGGCCUGCACGGAGCUCAGAAAGCGGACGGGGUCCAGGUAGGGGAGGUUUCUGUCCCUGCU